UGCUGUGCAAACAAGGUGACAUUUUCCGCAAAUAAUUUUCUGCGCAAUUCAAUCCGUCCAAGAUGUCACAAGGAGAUAGUUAUCAUCUCAAGUUUGGCCCCGAUGCGGGGGCACACACGUUGAUGCCUAUCUGGAAUACAGAAGAUAUAAGCAACACAAAACAGACUUUGAAACGCCCCAUCCUUCAGCUGUGCAAAGUCCGUGGCUGCCGCUGUAACUCGUACAGCUACGUCCCGCUGAAUGACUCUGAACCAAUCAGGUGCGGCUGUAAACAUUACUCGGACGAACAUUCGGAGAUGAAUCUCAUGAAGUGCAAGAAGUGCGUGGUUCAUGAAUUUCUCACCAGGUGGUGUUACUGGCACAAUUUAGUGAGCACCCCCCAAGAAGAGCAUUUUAAAUUUCGCGCGAGUUAUCCCACGUGCAGCGAACGUCACGUCUCGGAGUCUGCGCAGUUCAGACGUAAGGAGACCAUGCCAUGGAAUAGAUCGCGUUCUGUCAAUUCGGAGGAAUGAUCUGCACUACACUACUGGCAUACUGCAGCUGCAUUUGAACAUAUUUGGUGACCACAUCACAGAUGACCAAGACUAGAGAGAGGAUCGAGCUAUGACUUUGCACAUCCCAUCGACUUCGGUGUUCACCAGUGCAAUCAUCAGAAGAGCCAGUCUAUUUUAGUAUUCAAGUAUUUCAUUCUGUAAUACUUACCUCAAAAUUGACUAAAUAAAGAAAACCGCAUGUGGCAGUUGGGUAAAAAAAUCAAGUCUAUCUGGCCAGAGUCCUCUAUUAAAACAUGUGUACAUUACGUAUACAUUGUUGUGCAUAGGUUUUGGUAAAAAAAGUACUCAUUGGACCAAUCAAUCUGCACAAAAUUUUAUAUGUGUCAAGAAGAACCCUUUGCCAAUAGCAUAAUAAAGUUUUAAAAAAUUCCAAUACCGAUUGCCUGAGAAAAAAAGAUUUCCGUACACCAUAUCCAUCAAAAUGUCACUGGCGCAUUGAUAUGGCCCUGUCAAAGUACAAGUUCUAAACUGACCAGUGAGACCACAUUUUCUUAAAUAUAUUAUCAAAAAGCAUAUUUCUGUGAUGGCCUGACUCUGUACAUUAAGAAUCAACCACAGAUUGAGAAUUAAUUCCACUUUGGUCCAUCCCAGCCAUGUAUUUACCACAACUUAACAUUUUGAUAAGCUCUAUGUGACUGUGCCACACUUCCGGUCGUGGAUGAAUACAGGUCUCUGCCCUAGUAGGCCAGAGUCCUCUAUUAAAACAUGUGUACAUUACGUGUACAUUGUUGUGCAUAGGUUUUGGUAAAAAAAGUACUCAUUGGACCAAUCAAUCUGCACAAAAUUUUAUAUGUGUCAAGAAGAACCCUUUGCCAAUAGCAUAAUAAAGUUUUAAAAAAUUCCAAUACCGAUUGCCUGAGAAAAAACGAUUUCCGUACACCGUAUCCAUCAAAACGUCACUGGCGCAUUGAUAUGGCCCUGUCAAAGUACAAGUUCUAAACUGACCAGUGAGACCACAUUUUCUUAAAUAUAUUAUCAAAAAGCAUAUUUCUGUGAUGGCCUGACUCUGUACAUUAAGAAUCAACCACAGAUUGAGAAUUAAUUCCACUUUGGUCCAUCCCAGCCAUGUAUUUACCACAACUUGACAUUUUGAUAAGCUCUAUGUGACUGUGCCACACUUCCGGUCGUGGAUGAAUACAGGUCUCUGCCCAUCUGUUUAAAGUUUUUACUUGCUAUCAACAUUUCAAUGGUGGCAUUCUGCUAAGGUUUGUAAGAGUUUCACUUGACUUAAGCAGGGUGUACACUAGUAAAAUAUUAGCAACAUUUUACCAACAUUUUUACAACAAUUUUGCAACAAGCCCUUCAAGGCCCUGUGUACACUAGCAACAAAAUUGCAACAAAUUAGCAACAUUUUUACAACAUGUUGGUAAAUUGUUGCAAACUUUUUAGUGGGAACAAAGGGAAAUAGGUAUUUUGGAGGGAAAAUGGAUGAUUCCAAGGAGAGAAGAUGUGUUUUGAGUGCUUCUGCAGCAAUUUUAGCUGUCAUUGUUGAGAGACUGAAGAGGCGGCGAAAUAACCAAAGAGAAUAUGGACCAGGCCCUGGAUCAAAAGGGUGGAUCAUGGGGCAUACCACUGCCUGUUAAAGGAGUUGCGGCUGACUGACAAGCCGUCAUACAAAAACUUCCUGCGAAUGGAUGAAACUUCUAGAAAAGGUUUCAUCACCCUACGAAGCAAGACACUCACUUGAGAGUUGCUAUACCUGCUUCUUGUUCAAGUCACAUGACCUCAGGUAGAUCACAUGACGCAAAUCCUAUUUCUGAUUGGCUGAAGAGUUUGCAACAUUUUUACAACAUGCAACAAAGAAUUGCAUUGCAUUUAAUUUGCAACAAUUUUACAACAAUUUUACAACAAUUUUACAACAUGUUGUAAAUGUAAGACGCGUUUUGCUCUGUACACACUACGCAACAUUUGUUGCAACUGGAAAUGUUGUAAAAAUGUUGCUAAUAUUUUACUAGUGUACACAGGCCUUUAGGCAAUAAUAGAGUUGGGUAGAGCAUUUUGUUAAUGUUACCCUUUUAGUUAGGGAAACUGGUGCCUUCUGCAUUAGGUGGACCCUACUUGCUCAUCUGUCAGACCAGCCAGUCGGCAGUAGAGUUUAAGGUCCAGUCUGCGAGAUUUACCCAUUUCUACCCAGCCAAAAGCGGGUGAUUGGGCUAGUCUCUCCAUGUGAUUCAAUUCGCAUGGAUUCUUGUGUCCUGUGCUGAAAGGCUCCCUCCACAAGGGCAGACUACAUCCGGUGGCACUAAAAUAUGGAAGAAAGACAGAAGACGACCAAUUUGCGAAAAGGAUCAUCAUCAUCAUCAUCAUGGUAACAGCUGAGGAUGAAUCAUGUUGCUGUGUGUAGAAUUGAUGGUCCAAUAUAGGUUAGGUUAUCUGUUUGCGCACACAUUGCAAGGGUGGAGCUUGCUUGAAGUAGAUUGCGCCAGUCUACCGUAAUUCACUGUUACACAUCCAGAAGCUAAUAUCCUCAGGCUUUGAGUCCUUAGUUUAGUAGAGUUUGACGAGUAAUGUAAUAUAUACAAACAACGCAGCAACAACUUAGCUGAGCGCCAGGCCCUUGGGCCUCUUGUUUUGCUAUUGGUCAUGGACUCUCUAAAUUUGAUAUGUAGACACCUAUUGGGCAUCUCUACAUGUUGACACAGAUUUAGGUCAGUGUGACCUACUAUUCAGGUAUAAGUAGGUCGAGGUUGAAAAAGCCCAUUUCUUUAUUCCAGCAGAUCGAAGUUUGAAAUGAAGUUUAAGAGGUCGGCCUGAUAUAGAGGUUUCGAUAUUAAAUAGAUUAAUUUCGUUUCAUAUCACUAGGUGGCGGUAUUGUGCAAAAAUGUCAGUUGGCGCAUUGCCAGCAGUUUUGAAUUUCGCGGUUCGAGGCAAUCCGUCGGGGUAUCCCAGAUGCGCAGUGUUGUACUGCGCCACUAGAUCUGCAUACUAUGGAAGACAGCCAUUUUAUGAAUUAUGUAUGGAAGACAGCCAUUUUAUGAAUUUGAAGCGAGACGAAGAAGGAAUUAAAUCACCUUGAAUCAGUGCUAAAACUUAAUCAUCCGCUCUUCGGAUGAGGUCGUAUGUGUUGAUUACAUUCUUGUGAUUGGUUUGAGAUUAUUAGUUUGUCCUCAUUGCCGGUUGUUUUAGAAAAUUUUGACUGUGAUUGGAAGGUAAAAUGAGAAACUUGUCACACUGUUCUUCGGCUUGGAAUGGGGAUAGUCAAUGCAGAGCCAGUUGGUACAAGCUGCCUUGCGAAUCGGGGUGGCGUAAUAAUACUGUGAAAGAACAAUAAAAUGAUGAAUUGUAGCAGUGUGUGUCAGAAAUUAUGUGAUUUCCAUUGCAUUUGACGAUCCCAAAGUUUCGAGAGUAUGGCAAAAUGGCGGCUGCCGUCAGUGGAGAUUAGCGUCAAGCCGGAACCUUUCGUUACAAUGUGGGCUUUUAAACACAAGUUAAUGGUUUAUAAUCACCCAGACGCUACUCAUUAGGUA
Messenger RNA from Lineus longissimus, 4021 nucleotides. RefSeq lists its product as uncharacterized. The transcript is spliced from 4 exons. Bases 63 to 512 code for a protein of 149 amino acids. Lineage: Eukaryota; Metazoa; Nemertea; Pilidiophora; Heteronemertea; Lineidae. The record is from RefSeq and is a predicted model, not a curated record.